AUGAUUGCGCCUAACUCAGCAACACCAGGAGAUAACUGCUGUCGAUAUUACAUCACCAUUUUCUACAAUGGACUAACCGGAUAUUUUGAUAGAAUUGUUGCCAGAAAUGGAUGCAACUGUAAAUUACCCUCACCUGCAGUUGAUGUCAAAACUAAAAUAGAUCUUAAACGAGACGAAAAGAAAAUUCUCGUGGCAAACAGACAUAGACCACUCCUGACGUUUCUAUCCGAUGAUGUUAUGAUAAGCAAGGACUUAUUUACUGAUGAAAUUAGACGUGUACCGACAGUAUUUUCAAGAUAUUCAGAUAUCCCUUUGUUAACAAGUAGGUACGAUAUGCAGGAUAAGGAAAUAGAUUUUAUGUCCGAUUACAGCUACUCCUUGUGUAGAUGUGUAAGCAAGGACAUUUUUGGAACUGAAAAUGAAUUUGAACUUGUAAUGAAGGAAAUUGUGAAUGAAAUUCGUAAAGAGCCUCACUUAUAUGGUAAAUUUAUGCGAUGGGACAAGGACGAAACAGAAAAUGAAGAAUUUUUGAAAAAUUUUACAUCAAGAAAAAGAAAGAAACUAGACUUCUUCAAGAGGCAGACGACUGUUGAAAAGGAACAAGCACUUUUUUAUGCUAAUCGAAUAGAGGAUGGAAUGGAAAUGGAAGAUUUAGAACUCCUUGCAAUAGCCACAUGUUUCCAGGUUCCAGUAUUCGUAAUUUGCGUUGAAGAAGACAAAGGAAUAAUUUCAACAUCCUGGAAGGAAUUUACACAGCUAAGAAGAAAGCACAGACCGAAACACAUUAGAAAUAUUGCACGAGAACAUUGUUGUAAUAAAGAUGGCGAUGGCUUUAGCAAAUUUUUUAUAAUGGUGUAUAGAACUUUUUCAGGACAUUUUCAUCGAAUAGUCAAAAAAAAUAAAAUUUGCAAUUGUUUGAUAGACCAACCUACAGUACCGGAAAUUGAAUACCACAGAGUAAGCAGAGCAGAUGAAAAUAUCUUUGCAAAAAUGAGGAGUAUAGAGAACAGACUCAGCCCUUGA
Messenger RNA from Saccostrea cuccullata (small rock oyster), 1023 nucleotides. RefSeq lists its product as uncharacterized. The coding region runs from base 1 to 1023 and encodes 340 amino acids. NCBI's taxonomy places the organism in Eukaryota, Metazoa, Mollusca, Bivalvia, Ostreida, Ostreidae. The record is from RefSeq and is a predicted model, not a curated record. The transcript is spliced from 3 exons.